Molecule: messenger RNA, 327 nt
Organism: Protopolystoma xenopodis
Lineage: Eukaryota; Metazoa; Platyhelminthes; Monogenea; Polystomatidea; Polystomatidae
Source: the annotation of a GenBank genome assembly
UUCCUUAAAUUAGAGGCCCAGGUGGAGAGCCCGGAUGGUUUUUUGUUGAAUCCUGUGACCAGUGAACCAGAAAAGAUAGCUCCGUAUAAAGAAGAGAAGUUAGGACUUGUUCGAGCACAAGGUGACAAAGGGCACGUCUUUAAAAGCCGACUGCGUGAGCUGGAAAAAUAUGCAGACCCCUCACCGGCUGAAUUGCGUUGCAAGCUGGACAGCAUCGAAUCCAGGCUUGCCGUAAAGGAGGAACGUUUGAUGGAAGUCGAGCUUCUUUUGGAGGCCGAAGGGCGCCUCGUUCAAAAGCUCGAAACAAAAGCAUCUAUGGAUCGGUGA